AUGCUACUGAAUGCAGGGUUCCCAUGCGGGCAGUGUGUAAACAAAUUUGGAGUUCGAAAAAUGGGAAUAUGUGCUGGCUUUCUGGCCUCAACUGGCCUAAUUCUGUCAUUCUUUGCAACAAGCAUUCCGUAUUUAAUUACCACUGUCGGUGUAGUUACUGGAUUUGGACUGUCUCUUGGUUACGUAUCCAUAACGACGUCCGUGGGUGAACAUUUUAAUGGAAAAGCAAGAUUUGUUGCAUUGUCCUUUGUGGCUUCCGGGUCCGGUUGUGGUGCAAUGGCAUUUCCUUUCUUGUUGGAUACAUUGAUCCAGACGUAUGGAUGGCGAGGAUGUCUUCUUAUAGUUGGAGGUCUCAUGGGGAAUAUGAUCUGCUUCUUUGCUGUUUGUCAGCCACAAUUGGUUGAUAAAUCCUACUAUAGUCCUGGAUUACUGGAAACGGAGGGAAUGAGCCAGCAAACGCAACACAAUCAACAAAUAUGCGAAAAUAGAAACUCUGCAAUGAAUGGGUCUGGCACUUUCAUUCCGAAGCAGCAAAGACCAUCUAUUGAAAAGUUACGAUUAUUAUCGAGAAACUCUCCUUUUAUUGUAUUCAUCAUUGCGGUGUGCUGUACGCUACCAGCGUAUGAUUCAACUUUGAUCUAUUUGAUAGAGUUCUUCAAAACUAAGUCAUUUGCAAACAAAGAAGCUUUGUUGCUAUAUUUCUUCAUGAAUGUAGGAAACACCACUGGAAGACAUUUCGUCGUCCCCGGGUUCGUCGAUACCCACAUCCAUGCAUCACAGUACCCGAACUGUGGUAAAUGCCUGGAUGUAGGUAUGUUAUCGUGGCUUCACAAAUACACCAUUCCGACAGAAGCUAAAUUUGCCGAGCUCGAAUUUGCCAGGAAAAAAUACUGGAAGGUCGUUACCCGGGUAAUUAAGAACGGAACAACAACUGCUAGCUACUUGGCAACGAUUUACACCGAUUCCACACUGGAGCUCUGUGAUAUCAUACAAAGCGUUGGACAGAGAGCGAUUGUCGGCAAAGUUAAUAUGGACCAGAAUUCCCUUGACUUUUACACAGAGAAAACAGUAACAUCUGUAGAGGAAACAAUAAGAUACAUCCAAGAGGUUGCAAGGAGAAAGUACACACAUAUCAAGCCUUGUAUCACUCCAAGAUUUGCCGGGAAUUGCAGUAUGGAGUUGAUGACGCAACUAGGACAAAUUGCCCAGAGUGGCAAACUUCACGUGCAGACCCAUCUUGCUGAAACCAGGGAGGAGUGUGACAUGGUUAGGAAACUGUUUCCGGAAAAUAGGUCAUAUACAGACAUUUACAACGACGCCGGUCUGCUGACGCAAAAGACAGUUCUCGCCCACGGAAUACACCUGACGUCAGAGGAACGUAAACUUAUCCGAUUACGUCACUCCGGCAUUUCACACUGUCCUAAUUCCAACAUAGCAAUACGUAGCGGUUUGCUUGAUGUGAGGACCUGUCUUGAUGAGAAUAUAAGUGUUGGUCUGGGCACCGACAUUUCCGGAGGAUACAGCUCAUCAAUUUUGAAUGCAAUGAGGGCGGCCAUCUGUACGUCAAACACUAUCGCUAUACAAACGAAUCUCGAGUACAGGCCACUCGACUACAAAGACGUUUUUCAAAUGGCGACGUUGGGAGGCGCUAAAGUUUUAGAUAUGGACGACGUCAUCGGUAACUUUGAGGUCGGAAAGGAGUUCGAUGCCCUUCUUAUCGAUCCGGCUGUUGAUGGAGGACCCAUCGAUGUCUUUGAGGAUGAUACAAUAGAGGAUAUCGUUCAGAAAUUUAUCUUUCUCGGUGAUGAUCGAAACAUCUUGAGAGUGUUUGUCUCCGGAAAUAACAUAUUGGAAAAUCUAAUUAAGAAAAGUUCGGAGGCCUAAAAUGGAAUGUUGGUAUCCUUGGAAAUACCGGUGUACCUGGUGACAAGAUUGGUACUCUUCUUACAUAACUUACAACUAAUGUUGGUAUAGAGCUAGCUCUGGGCGGCAACAUCAACCAGCAGAAAUAUUGACGUUAAUUUCAUAUCAAGUCUAGCAAAUGAAAAAAAAAAGUUUCAUAAUCUUAAAGUUUCAUAAAGUAUUUUGAUGGUUUAAAGAUGUCUGUUGAAUUAAAUCACGGUAAAAAAUGUAUAAUAAGUUUCACAAAGCAGAAUUCACUAAGCACGUUUGUUAUUUUCAAGUCCAAUACAUUAUUUGACGAUUACAUGUAUAUGGAGAGGCAACACAUUUUAUAUGUAAAGUAAAAAGAUAAAGGAUUCUUAGUCAUAUUCAUGCGAGCUUGUUGUCGAAUAGUCUCCUUCCACACCCGAUAUGCGAUAGUCCUGGGUGGUGUAUUAUAAGUACAUUUGUAUAAAUAACUAAAGUUUUAUUACGUCAUACCUGUGUUUGUGACUGUUAGUAUGAACCUGCACACAUAUGGUUUGUACAUGGUCAUUUGACAUCCUGAUAUCUAUAAUCAACAGUCGCAUCGAACUGUCCCAUUUCUAGUUGUACGACUUGGGUCGAAUUUGUCGUUCUCAGUAUUACAGUUUAAUUCUCCAAACACUUCCCGUGAUGGGUAUGGGAUACGUUAAACACGUUUUUUAGAAUCUGUAUGUAUUUGCGAGUUGAUAUAAUUCUGAUUGGAAAAUGGUGCUUAACCCAAAUUAAUGUAAACGAUAUAUGAGAAAGUUUAUCAAUCCAUUUAAACUGGAAAUACUUUAAUGGUUUCUCUAUUAUAAAGAUGCUUAUUGUCACUAAUAUAGUCACGUGAUUCUAGUUAGAAUGGUAUAAUCUAUAAAUUUUGUAACACUUCAUAACUUUAUUGUAUGCCUGUCAAAUAAAGCAUUGCU
Messenger RNA from Pecten maximus, 2834 nucleotides. RefSeq names its product guanine deaminase-like. Gene Ontology annotation, biological process: guanine catabolic process; transmembrane transport. NCBI's taxonomy places the organism in Eukaryota, Metazoa, Mollusca, Bivalvia, Pectinida, Pectinidae. Bases 1 to 1884 code for a protein of 627 amino acids. The transcript is spliced from 14 exons. Gene Ontology annotation, cellular component: cytosol. Gene Ontology annotation, molecular function: zinc ion binding; guanine deaminase activity; transmembrane transporter activity. The record is from RefSeq and is a predicted model, not a curated record.